UUUCAGGUUAUCAAGUUAUGUGGUUUGGAGGAAUGGUACAUGAAUAAAAUACUGGAUAUACGUAACAAGGAACUAAAAUUAUUGCUUAAAUCUGCUGUGGCACUUGGAAUAGAUACUUUUGCAUAUACUGCAUCAACUUUUUGGGUAAAGAACUUUAAUCUUCUGUCUUUAUUUAUCUAAAACUUAAACAAGAAGCUCUUUAAAAUGGAAAUUUAUCAACUUCAAAAUCCCUUUUUGAUAUCUGAUUAAGCCAAGUUUACAAUGAAUUAAAAUUAAAGCUAAUAAAAAACAUUACUUUGAGGUUGUUUUCCAAUUAAAACAUCAAAGCAUUAUUUCAUUUGCCUUAUUAAAGACUAUAUCACUAUUGGUGGGAUGCUUUGCUUAAAUCAAAUGCUUUCUCAUUUCAGAUAAUAUUUUUUACACUGCUGAUGUAUGUUUUAGUUGAUGAAAGUCACCAUAUAGAUGCAACUAGCACAUUUCUCACCAUAAACUUUAUCUUCCUCAUAAAAGGAGCAAUCAUUAAUUUGCCAAUUAACAUUAGAUAUGCAGUGAAGGUUUGA
Messenger RNA from Lymnaea stagnalis (great pond snail), 560 nucleotides. The record is from the annotation of a GenBank genome assembly. NCBI's taxonomy places the organism in Eukaryota, Metazoa, Mollusca, Gastropoda, Lymnaeidae.